GGCGGCUGGACUCGGCCGAGGGUCCCUGCCGAGGCGGAGGAGCAGCGGCGGUAGGAGACGACGAGCCAUGGCCGAGGCGGCAGGAGAAGGCGGCGGCGGCGGCGUUGUUUGGAAGCGAAGGGCUCCCUCAGUCCUCGGCCGGCCCAGCCGAGCCAGCCCCUUCCGGGGCCUCGCCCACCAUCUCCGCCCGGCAAAGCGCCGCGGCCGCCAGCGGGCGAAAGUAUCCUGGGAGGGACGGCAGAGUCAUUUCCCCGCUCGCCGCCUGCAGGCGCCAUAAACGCUCCGCGCCGGAGUUGGCGGGCGAGAGAAACUUUUUCGGCUCGAUCCGGGUGCAGGUUUCGGCGCAGGUGGCACUGGAGAAACCUAAGGGAGAGAGCGGGGCACCUCCAUCCCCUCGAGGCGCAUUUUAUUAAACGAUUUAGCGAGGGAGAUAACAAGGCGCUGCAACGUUUUUAAUCGGUCCGAUGAUCGGACGGCCUGGAGCGCUUUCAGGGAGGAAGCCCCGUUGGAUUCAGUAUAGGGCUUACUCCUGAGUAGACACCAAUAAGGACUGAGGUGUUAACGUGGGAGAGAGAGGGCGGCCACUUAGGCAUGGCGUGGGGGGGGGGAGAUUUGCAUGAAAUUAUCACUUGCUAAUGUCAGAUGUGUAUCAGAUGCAAAUUUCUAAAUGAUUACAAUACUAUGAUUUUAAAAGGCACGCGAGAGCUCACACCCAAGGAGGGAAAGGGAGUUUCUCUGCGCCUGCUCAAGCCACUGACUGACUGUUCAUAGGCAGCUGUUUUAUAGGCCUAUAAAACGCAGUACUAACUGCCCCGUCUACUGUUUUAUAGGCAACGUUAUAUAGGCUAACGUCCAAACACACAGUCUUUCAUUUCUGGGCUAUAGAAAAACUUUAUACAGUGGUACCUCGGGUUACAUACGCUUCAGGUUACCUAUGCUUCAGGUUACACACUCCGCUAACCCAGAAAUAUUGCUUCAGGUUAAGAACUUUGCUUCAGGUUAAGAACAGAAAUCGGGUUCCGGCGGCGUGGCAGCAGCAGGAGGCCCCAUUAGCUAAAGUGGUGCUUCAGGUUAAGAACAGUUUCAGGUUAAGAACGGACCUCCGGAACGAAUUAAGUAUUUAACCUGAGGUACCACUGUACUGCAAAUGAAGCAUACAGACAAUCUGAUCCUCCCUUUCUUCCCUGGAAAUGAGAUUAAGAACGCAAUUCCUCAAAGAGUUAAAUGAAGAUUCACAGUGCAGUCCUACUCAGAAGUUGAAUCCCGUAGGACUUACUCCUAGAUGGGUGUACAGCCUAAAUAUGGAAAGGUCCUCUAAUAAGCAAGGACUCUCUCAUUAGUGAGCUAACUGGUUACAGGUGCUCCAAUGACCAGGUGUGGGGGAACUUCGGCUCGCUGGAUGUUACAGAACUACAACUCCCAUCAGCCCCAUAAAACAUGCUCAGUGGUCAGGGAUGAUGGGAGUUGUAGUUCGUCAAACAUCUAAAGGGCCAAAGGUUCCCCUUACCUUCAGAAUACUAUAAAAUCCAGGCAGGCUUCAUGUUAAGGAUGCUGGGAAUUGUAGCUCCAUAAGGGACAAGCUACAGUUCCCAGGAUUCUUUACAGAAAGUAAUGUGCUUUAAAUGUGUGGGUGUGAUCUUUGUCUGGAUUCCAGUAUUUCUUGGUGGUGUUUAACUGUAAGUAAACUACUGGAUUAAGAAAGUAGUGUGGUUAUUUAUAGUGAUCAAAUUUAGUACAUGGCUGUUUAGAAUAGUGGCUCUUUCUCUGGGGUAGACACUCCUCAUCAGAAGGUAUUUGUUAUACUGUGAUCCUAGGUAUCUUUACUUAGAAGUAAAUUAUGCUGAGUUCAGUGGGACUUACUGUCAGAUAAGUGCACAGGGUUGUCAUCUUAAGUUUAUAAACUUAUCUUAUCGACUGGUGUGCAGUUACCUAAGAGUAAGCCCUAGUGCUUAUUUCUAAAAGUACACAUAUAUAGGAUUGGGUGGCUGUGUAACUUCAACUAAAUUCCUGUUUAAAAAAAUAAUAUGCAACACUUGUGUUUAGUUUGGCUUAUUGGUCAAACUCUUGAAUUGUUUUCACCUUUUUUAGGUGGACUUUUAAAAAUUUAUGUUGAAAUUAUGGUGUAAACUUAUGCUACUUAUGAAAUAUUUGUACAGUGUCCUCAUCAAAAGACUUGUCCCUUAAAAUAUGUUGGGUGUUGAUAGUUUGGAAGGCAUUUGUGCUCUGUAAGUUUUGCAACAAAGUGGAUUUGGACUUUAUAAUGAGUAAGACCUCUUUGUUUUGCCCACAACCACCAUUUUUGUUGCUCUUGAACUAUUUUAAAUCAGAAAUGAACCCCAACCUGCUGUUAUUGCCCUCUAGGGAGAAGUAAGGAUGGCAACUGAGGGACCUCUUGAGGAGCUUAUUGAUGCAAUUACUUGUCCCAUCUGCCUGGGAUAUUUCAAAGAUCCUGUGAUGUUGGAGUGCGGGCAUAAUUUCUGCAAAGCCUGCAUUGUCCAGUCCUGGCCUGAAUCUGAGGAAGCCUCUGCUUGCCCCGAGUGCAGGAGACUCUUUCAGCCAAUGGACAGCAGACCAAACUGGCAACUGGCAAAAGUGGUCCAGCUUGUCAAGCUGUGGGUGGAGAGAUGCACAGAAAGGAGAAGAGAGUUGUGUAAAAGGCAUCGGAAGCCCCUGAAGUUCUUUUGUAAGGAUGAUGAAGCCCCACUUUGUAUGGUGUGUAAACGGACCAAGGCGCACAGCGGCCAUAAGGUAGCCCUGUUGGAGGAGGUUGCCCGAGAGCUCAAGGUAAGCAAGGCAAGCAUUGUAAUCUGCCUUAUACUGAGGCUGUUUGGGGGAAAGGCCAUGGCUUAGUGGUAGAGCAUCUGCUCUGCAGGCAGAAGGUCUGAGGUUCAGUCUCCAGGUAGAACUCAGUCUGUAUCCCUAGAGAGCUGCUGCCAGUCAGUGUAGACAAUACUGAGCUAGAUGGACCAAUGGCCUGACUCCUUAUAAGGCAGUGUCCUGUGUCUAUGUGGCUCAGAACUCUACACUGGCUGGCAGCAGCUCUCCAGGGUUUCAGAUAGAGAACAUUCCCAGCCCUACCUGCAGACGCCUGUAACUGAACCAAGGACUUUCUGCAUGCAAAACAGAUGCUCCACCCCUGAGCUCUGACCUUCAUUGGUGGGAUUUGCUGCCACCCAAUAAUAAUAAUAAUAAUAAUAAUAAUAAUAAUAAAUGUUAUUUAUAUCCCGCCCUCCCCAGCCGAAGCUGGGCUCAGGGCGGCUAACAACAAUAAAAUACUACAACAUUCUAAAAUCAUUUCAUUAUAAAAUUAAUCCAACUCAAAUUGAUGGCAACCAUUAGGCUAAAGUUCUGUAAAGAUUGCCAAAGGAGGGAGUCAGGCUGUGCCCUGACCAAAGGCCUGGUGGAACAGCUCUGUCUUGCAGGCCCUGCGGAAAGAUGUCAAGUCCCGCAGGGCCCUAGUCUCUUGUGACAGAGCGUUCCACCAGAUUGGAGCCACAGCGGAAAAAGCCCUGGCUCUAGUUGAGGCCAGCCUAACCUCUCUGAGGCCUGGGACCUUCAGGAUGUUUUUGUUUGAAGACCAUAAGUUCCUCUGUGGGACAUACCAGGAGAGGCGGUCCCGUAGGUACGAGGGUCCUAGGCCGUAUAGGGCUAUAAAGAUGUGGAGGUGGCCUCAGGUUGUUUUAACUUGGGGGUGGGGGAGGGGGUUGGACAAACAAAUCAAGUAAAGGGAAAAUCUCCCCGAUAAAGCAAAAAAAUCAUUAUUUGUUGUUGUUGUUGUUAUUGUUCAGGAGAAAACCAAAGCCCAGCUGAAGGCUAUGGAGGAAGAGAGGAAGAACCUUGAGGGCUGCAAAAUUACUCAAGAGCCGGGAAGAUCAGAAUGGCUGGUAAAUUUUUAAAUUUAUAUAGCUUGCACAACCUUGGCGCUCCUCUCUCCUGUUUUCCAGCCCCAGGCAGCAACUGCACUGCAAUGCUCCACUUCCACUUGGGAAGAGAUAUUUAUUCCUCCCAAGACUUCCUUCCACUUGGUGCUCCCUGCUGUUCUGCUUCCCCUUUGCUGCUGAAGCAGACGGAAAACAGUUAUGAAAACCCCACUGCUAUGUGGUCUUAACUUUGUAAGUUAAACUUGCCCUGUUCGGUAUUAAGUGGUUGAAACAAAUGACCCCACUCCAGAAAAUCUGUGGUGAGAAAAGUUACAGGAUUUUAGCAGGGAGCUGCAGGAUGUGCACUGAUUGUAAACGAAGCUGUGUCAGCUCUGAAACUCUGCAGGCGCAAACGGUAUUCAUAGUAAUCACCCUGACACCCACAAUCAUGAAUUCAUGAUAUAAAGGCUUUAUGGAGGGGCCCUAAGCUAAUUGCUGCCCUUCUCCUGAUAAGAGGCUUGGAGGGAAAACAAAGGAGUAAGGUAAUUUUCUGGCACUGAUCAAGGAAGUGUCUGGGAAGAGGAAACCACACUGCAGGUCUCUGGAGACUAGGUGAUGCACAUACCCCACCAAGCAUAGUCCAUCUGGCCACUCCUACUAGUGAAUGCAGACAGAAAUGAAGCAACCCGUGGACAUUGCAAAAUGAAAGGGAAGCACUGGUGUGCUGUGAGGACCCCUGAGUUGCUGGAUCUUCCAUUUGCACAGGGAGAUGGCACUAUCAAUAGAUCUUGUCCUGUCCAGCUCUGGGAUUAUGUCUCUUUUACUGGAGCUGUGGGAGUUAAAUAUAUACUGUGGUACCUUGGUUCUCAGACUUAAUCCGUCCCGGAAGUCUGUUCCAAAACCAAAGCGUUCCAAAACCAAGGCCCGCUUUCCCAUAGAAAGUAAUGCAAAACAGAUUAAUCCGUUCCAGACUUUUAAAAACAACCCCUAAAACAGCAAUUUAACAUGAAUUUUACUAUCUACUGAGAUCAUUGAUCCAUAAAAUGAAAGCAAUAAUCAAUGUACUGUACUAUAAAAUAAAUAAGACAGUAUUGUAGAUUAUAAUUAUUAUUUUUCUUAUGUUGUGAGAAAAAAACUGCUCCUUUUCCCUUAUGGGGUACCCAAGAGCCCAUAUAUGUAGGUUCCUUAUGUAGGUGUUCUAUUGGUAGGAGAAAAAAAACAGAGGCCAGCCAGAGAAUAUUGAGAAGCAAAGCAGCUAGCAAGCCUGAUCUUUAUUAAACUGAUGCAACAGGGCGCUCUCCCACCCACCCCCGCAGGAGGGAGGAAGAACCCAGAACAAAGGUGUGCAAGCCCUUAUAUAGACUUUGGAAACUGCCACCCUGUAGCUCAAGACCACCCCCCAAUACAUCAUACAUACAUCACAGAAGGGGCGGUCUACAGCAGAAUCCUGUCUGGCAGGAAACCUGUUAAUGGGUUUACCUGGAGAGCCUGGCCAUUAUUUUGUGAUUUUUUGUUUGUUUGUUUAGUCGUGUCCGACUCUUCGUGACCCCAUGGACCAGAGCACGCCAGGCACUUCUGUCUUCCACUGCCUCCUGCAGUUUGGUCAGACUCAUAUUUGUAGCUUCGAGAACACUGUCCAACCAUCUCAUCCUCUGUCGUCCCCUUCUUCUUGUGCCCUCCAUCUUUCCCAACAUCAGGGUCUUUUCCAGGGAGUCUUCUCUUCUCAUGAAGAGCCUCAGCUUCCAGUGAGCACUCAGGGCUGAUUUCCUUAAGAAUGGAUGCGUUUGAUCUUCUUGCAGUCCAUGGAACUCUCAAGAGUCUCCUCCAGCACCAUAAUUCAAAAGCAUCAAUUCUUCGGCGAUCAGCUUUCUUGAUGGUCCAACUCUCACUUAGUACAUCACUACUCUCACCCAGUACAUCACUACUGGGAAAACCAUGGCUUUAACUAUACGGAUAGUUUUGUGAUGAUAAAUACUUAAUUCCUCAGUCCAGGUCACAGGCUCGCCCUAUUCAUAUACAGAUAUGCCCUUAAGACAGGAUUUGUGAUCAAAGAGACAAUGGGGAGGCUUUCCCAUUUCCUUCCUCCUUGCAGAUAAACAUUUGAGGUCAAUUUGGGGGAGUCAAAAUGGUUUUGGGAUUGCUCUCCUGUACUAUUUCAGACACAUAGUUUAUAUACUUAUGUAUGUGUCUGCCUUGUCAAUUUAUGAACAUAUAGGAAUUCUAUAUAUUCUCACAUAUAUAAAUCAUAACACUUACCUGCACUGAUGAUAGUCAUUGUUUGGAUGGGGGGCGUGCUUUUAUCCAUUUCCACAGUCAAUCAAUCAGUAGCUGAACUGGGUUCCACACAGUCACCAAAACAAAUUAACCGAAAAAGCCUCAAAAACAAAAACGCAAAAUAAAUAGCAAAAACAAAACCAUCAAACUUCAUCCAUUCCGGAAGUCUCUUUGACUUCCGAAAUGUUUGAAAACCAAGGUGGAGCUUCUGAUUGGUGCAGGUGGCCCGGAAACAAUAGCUGACAGCCUCCUCGGAUGUUCGGCUUCCAAAAAACAUUUGAAAACCGGAACACUUACAUCCGGGUUUUCGGCGUUUGGGAACCAAGGCAUUUGAGUAGCAAGGUGUUUGAGAACCAAGGUACUACUGUUUAUCUUAAUAAGUAGCCACUACAUUCUCUUUGUCCUUGACUUGCCUCUACUAACUUGAAGGGAGUAUUUUCUGCUCUCUGCGAGGCUUCCUGACCAAAUCCAUGUGAAGUUUGAAGAGAGAAUGUUUUGUGAAUCUGCAUCCCCUGAUCUCAUCCAGCCUUCUCCUUUUCUUUCUCUGCCCUGCAGAAAAUGUGACUGGACCCAGGCAUAGCGCCCUAUCCCCUGUCAAUCUGUCUGAGGACCCUAAGGGUGUGAGACGCAAGGCGUAAAAGAUUUGGAACCUGCCUGUCCACCCUCUGAUGUUGCCCAAAACACAAAGGAAUCCAACUCUCACGAGCAUCACUCUGAAGACAGAGGGACCACCAGGUUGUGAGUCCUCGGAAACAUUAGCCCCAUCCCAUAAUUCAAUGUGCAUGUUCAGUCAUGGGUGGGGAGAUGGCAGGCUCCACCUCCCCACCUGUAAACUUGCAUUUGAACUCCCAUGUAAAAUUCCAACGUAGACGGAUCUGUUAAGGAAUUCAAAUGCACAUACUGAGUUACUAACCCUAUGCUUCUGUUGAGGAAGCCUUAAUACUUACGUUUACCUAAUACUUACGUUUACCUAGUUGAUUCUAGGUUCUUAAAUGCCUUCUAAACUAACACUUUUGCCCAGGGAGAAGACUGUUUUUUUCUGGACUUUUAGAGGAUUUUUUAUAACUUUAAUUUUAGCCUUGCUUUGUGAGGUUUGGAUUGAUCCCUAAAAUAAACUGUUGGGAACAAUUCUUUAACAUACCUCAGGCAGGGAGUAAAUAUACACCUUAGUGACCAGAGUCCUUUACUUACAAUGGUUCCUUGAGCGAACUGAUAAGUGUUAUAAUGCCAUCUCAUCCAUCUUGCAUAUUUAUGUGCUCAUCAGAUAUUCUGAUCAAGUGGCAUCUCUUUGCUGAGGUUUGUUCCUAAAUAUUUUUGGGGUGGGGGUUGGUUACAUAUGAGCACUGAAAAAAUAAAAAUAAAGCUUUUAACAAACUAAGCAGAAAUGUAUCAAAUUGCUGCGUAUCAACGAAAAUUCUUCCAUGAUCACUCUGAUGGCUCUUGCAAGAAGAUUUAUCUCCAGCGCUCAGUCGUCUAGAGAUGCUUGAGAGCCAGAUGAUGUUUGAGGGAGUUUUUUCCUCCAGGGGCAUAGACCUGAUUGCAAGCAGAAGGAGAGGCCCACUUCAGGUGGGAGGAGGGAGAAACACUUGGGCAAAACUCUGUGGAUUAAACAAGCAAGGAGGCCAGGGUCUUAGCGUGGGAAUGUUCAGGGAGGCAGGAGAGGAUAUAUUGUUUAAUGAUAUCCUUCCUAACUUGUGUUAGCAAGUUCUGUAUCUUAGCAGAGUAACAUUCCCCUUUAAACGCACAGCGGUUUGCUUGUUGCAGGCUUGUCUGAGCCUCUCAAUACCUCAGGUUACAUACGCUUCAGGUUACAUAUGCUUCAGGUUACAGACUCUGCUAACUCAGAAAUAGUACCUUGGGUUAAGAACUUUGCUUCAGGGUGAGAACAGAAAUCGUGCUCCGGUGGCGCGGCGGCAGCAGGAGGCCCCAUUAACUAAAGUGAUGCUUCAGGUUAAGAACAGUUUCAGGUUAAGAACGGACCUUCGGAACGAAUUAAGUACUUAACCUGAGGUACCACUGUUUAAGAUUCCUGGUAAGGCCCC
Podarcis lilfordi (Lilford's wall lizard) is the source of this 8176-nucleotide messenger RNA. The record is from the annotation of a GenBank genome assembly. NCBI's taxonomy places the organism in Eukaryota, Metazoa, Chordata, Lepidosauria, Squamata, Lacertidae.